Molecule: messenger RNA, 1884 nt
Organism: Cherax quadricarinatus
Lineage: Eukaryota; Metazoa; Arthropoda; Malacostraca; Decapoda; Parastacidae
Source: RefSeq, a predicted model, not a curated record
AUGGAGAAGAAGAAAAAGAUCAUUGAUAAGUGGAAUUUAGGAUUAUGGGCAACUGGUAAGAGUAAUAAUGUAACUCAAGAGGAAUUAAUUGCUUUGGUCAAUAUUCCUAAGUCUCCGUUGUACCAAGCACUGUUAGUCUCUGAGAACCAUCAUUUGGCUGUGUGUCCAGCAGCCCGGAAUGGGAUACAAUGGCUAGCUCGUCGCCUUCUUCAGCUUACAGGUAGGUUCACGGAGCGUCAAUUAUAUAGACUUCAUGAACCACCAGCUGCUAUUGCCCGACACAAUUUUCCAUAUUUAAAUUCGUGGGAAGCAUACCCAACUGUCCUGGCAAAAUCUAUAACAGUCUUGAUGGCCCGUCAUCCAUUUGAUCGUCUUUUAGCAUCUUACCGCCAUAUAUUAGAGGACCCAGAAAAAAAUCCACAUGGGUAUCUGCAUUAUGGACGCCGUAUUGUUCGAACCUACCGCCAGUCCCCAGGCCAUAGUAAGGGGCCUACUUUUGAGGAAUUUGUCAGGUUCUUACUGGCACGUGACACACACCACCUGGAAGAUUCUUGGCAGUUGACAAUGCGCCGUUGCACUCCUUGUCAUAUACAGUAUAACAUGGUAACCCACUUUGAGACACUCUGGCAUGACGUACAGUGGGCUUGGAAGAAAGCUGGUCUUGGAUCACUCAACACUACAGAUUAUUUUGUCUACAACCUCACGCCCAAGAUACGCAAGCAGUACUUUUCGGAGCUCACUUUAGCACAAAUCCUAGAGUUGUACAAAAAAUAUAAACUGGAUUUUCAACUAUAUGGAUAUACAAUAGAGGAGCACAUGGCAUAUGCAAAACCUGGAGAAGAGGCACUAGAUCCUGCGCUCAUGGUUGAUCUUCCUCGGGCAAAUCAUGACAUGCUGCAGAUCUUGCUGGAAGCAGCACGGGAGAAAGCACUUCUGAAGGCAGAACAUGCAAAUGCAGUUAAGGCACAAGCACCAGAGUCGGGUAGCUCCAGCAUGGGUCUGCCCCUCACAGGUGAAAGAGGUUCACAUGUUGAUAUUAGUAAUGACAUAGAACCUGAUGCAGACAACUCUAAACCAGAGUAGAAGUUAGUAAAUAUUCAACCAAAAACUGCAGCUCAAAGAAUUUUCAAAUAUAGUUACUGUAUUUGUCAUGUGAAUUAAUACAUUCACAAGGAAAUAUUAAACCCACAAAAGUGGUCAUACAACACCUGCAGAAUAAGGUUUGAUCUGAGGAAAGGAUAGUAUUAUCAGGGGGAGCGUUAAACCUGUAGGUGUUAUACAGCGCCUGUGGGGGUGAAGGCAUUCAGGCUUAAUUCAGGGAAUUCGAGCAAAAAUCCAAUACCCUAGAUCAAGAGCCCCUCACCAGCAUCAAAGAACCUCCCUUGAGGGGUGAGGAAAGGAAAGCUACCUUCAUUUUCUUGGCUCAAAGAGCCCUUCAGUGGUUGUCAAAUGAGGUAAGACUUGGAAGUGGUGCCAUGACAGGCCGUGAAGGUAGUGCCUGUUGGAUUAUUAUUAUUAUAAUCAAAAAGAAGCGCUAAGCCACAAGGGCUAUACAGCGGUGCCUGUUGGAAAAGCAGUAAUGGGUGUCUCAGGUGUAGCCUAUGUCAUGUGAUAUCUCUUCCUAGUUUAGAUAUACAGUAUUGAUCACAAGUGAUUAGCAGUAAUCUUCAUGCGUCUAGCGAUUUCAUAUUGCAGCACGUUCAUAAGGAUCACUGAACAUGUAGAGCUUUGGGAAUGGGAGGUAAUUAGGUCUGAUCUAAGAAAGGGAAGGACAUGUCGAGUCAUAUUUUUGUGAUAAUAUGUAAUGACUGAGCAGUGCAACAAUGAUUUUUUUUAAUUGUUGCAAACCAUAACAAUGUGUUCAUAAAUUGUGAUGUUCUUUCU